AUGAACUCUUCAAAUGAGGUCAUGUUAAGGUUCAAAAACUCAGCAAAUCCCUACCCAGCGUCUUCGAAGCUGACCAGCCUGCAAGCCGAACAGCGGCACCUCAUGCCCUCCCACGCUGACCUCACAAUGGCCGCGCCCUCUCCUGGACACCUCUUCCAAAACUUUCCAUCUCAACUUUCCAUCAACAGUUCUACGCCGGAGAGAAGUUUUCAAAAAGAUUUGGUCGCAGGGGCAUUUCGUCCCAAGGACUAUCUGGCCAAUUUCAAUACGUUAUUCAACUCGAUGGGAUUCUACCCGGCACCAAGCAUUUCAAACGUCGACAGAUCCAAACAUACCUUCAAAAAACGAAAAUCAACUCGCUGGUCGAUCGCGCACGUGAAGAUAGCCUGGGAGAUUCACAUGGAUCAACAAAAAAAACUUUCCACUACCAUCACCACCGCCCCAUCACUCACGUCAUCAUCUUCAUCCACACCCUCCAAAAAACUUGUUCCUGAUAAGAAUGAUUGCGAAAAUAGCUCAUUAUCAGACAAAAAUAAAUGGCUAAAAAUCAAUUCAGAAAAAGUUUUAUUGGAGGAAAACUACCAGAAGGCUGUAUAUUUCUACGGUGGCAAUAAAUAA
Helobdella robusta is the source of this 618-nucleotide messenger RNA. RefSeq lists its product as hypothetical. The record is from RefSeq and is a predicted model, not a curated record. The transcript has 5 exons. Lineage: Eukaryota; Metazoa; Annelida; Clitellata; Rhynchobdellida; Glossiphoniidae. Bases 1 to 618 code for a protein of 205 amino acids.